UGGCGAUUUAGUGGGGAACAGUGAGGAUCAGUGGGGAACUGUCAGAGAUUGUUGUCGGUGUUUUGAAUGAAUGUCAAAGAAUCCGAAAGAAGUCGCGAAUGUGACGCAUUCGAAUAACGUGCAGAAUGCAAACAACGCGUUUCUACUGCCACCUCGUUUGGGGUGUUUGGUGUUUCUUACAAGUUAUUGCCAAGGAUUAUGUCAAACUGACACAUGAUGGAUCAGUUGUGUUGGGUGGCACAAUUACUUUUAGAGCGGAUUUAUACACAGAAGACGGCAAACGGCCGAAUGGGAAUUAUUACAGAUACACGUGGAAGGAUAAUUCAUUGAUGAAUCAUGAAUAUCAGACUGCAAAAACAUCAAAUACAACAACAUUUUGGAGCAUUAGUUAUCCACGGGAAAACAACAUUCCUGGAAGCUACAAUGUAGAGAUAAAAGUCGAAUACAAUGCUAUAUUUAUUUGGAUGUUUGAUACAAGUGCACAUACAGUAUUUGAAAUCUCUGAAUAUCUAAGUGGUAACAUAACCAUGCAGCAAGCCAAUAAAACUAUAGAUGGAGAUUAUAUCUCUAAUGUAAGUGAGACAAAACUAAUGAUAGACAUGCGUAAAAGUGAUUACAACUUUAUAAUGAAGAAGGCAACAGCGAUAUCAACGUAUUGGUUUAUCGACUGCAAAUAUUAUGGUCAAACAAACGAUUUCACCUUUGCUUACAAUUUUACGAGUCCUAAUAUGACGCACGAGAUAGGAGCCUUAGUGAUUGCUUCUUACAAUCCGCCAACGACUACCACUGUUUUGCCACUUACAACUACGACCGUGUCUCCUGCUAAUGUGACAACAGUCACACCGAUUACUUCUACAACAAAUCCAAAUGGGACUCAUGUUACAACUCCAAAUGGAACUAAUAUAAUAGCAACUACAUUACCAACAACUGUCACAAGUGCAAAGUCACCAAUAAAUUUCACGACAGCUGCUCCGAGUAAUGCAAGCAUAGAUGCUGCCAAUAUAUCUUUGCCUUUUAUUUGUUCAAAUACGUCUAUUAUUCCUCCAGAUCCUAACAAAACAUAUGGAUACUUUUAUAACAAGAUUUACGUUCGUGCUCCUAUAUCAAACAUCUCAAUAGAAGGCACAAAUUGGAUCCAACCAUGGGAUAUGUUGUCUCUGAAUGUGACUUGCAAAGGAUCAGGUCCCUUUUUGAAGUGUCUUCGAUUUCACAGUGGAAAAUAUAAUGUAACGGGAAACGAGACAUGCGAUAGUGUGGAUCAUUUGCACUCCUGCAGUUUUCCCAUUCUUCAUUAUUUUCUCGAACCAAGUGUUUAUACAAUAUUAAUAAUAUUAAAUAACAACGUCAGUAAGCAGAUUUAUCCAGUUACAAUAAAUAUUUACAAAGUUACAACAAAACCACAGUUAUCAGUUAUCGUAGUUCCAGUUUCUUGCUCACUCGUAGCUGUGGUGCUGAUAGUGUUUGGUGUGGCUUAUUACAUUCAGAGUAGAGCGAGAUUCACGGUAGAGGUCGCGGAUUUCGACUUUGGGCAAAGUAACCCAGAGAUGGAGUACAAAACGUUCACGGAACGUUUGCGCGACUCAUUUAAUAACACUGUAAGAUCAGGCGGCAAGCGGUUAAUUGUACCCUAUUAUGGCAGCAUGAAUCACUGAAAAAUGCAAGCUGGAUAUAAACCACUUAGCAACCCACAAACACUCCAGUGAUGCAUGAAUAAGAAGCAACUUUCCAAAAGGUGACACUAAAUUAUAAAAGAAAGUUUCUGCAAGGAAUGAACAGAAACACAAGCAAUGUCAGGCAAGAAUAUCCGUCAGCAAAUUCAACAGUAUUGGUAGUGAAAAUACUUGUUGAUUUUGUCGCUGUGACAAUAGACACUAAGCAGUUUCGCUUGAAGGUUGAUAUCGGUUGUAAAAAGAAAAAGGGCAGAGCUGCGUAAUCGUUCUAAACUUGUGAACGAUGGGAUCGAAAUUGUACAUAGCGAGAAGAAAAUUAUGAUGUAUAUAUAGGCUGUGAAUCUAGUACGCAACAGAGUGUUAGAUCGUUCUUAACACAAUAUUACGGGAGAAUUUGAUAUUUUUUUAAGGUCGCAACGAAAGGUAUCGAUUUAUAGUGCUUUUUAUGGUUUAUUAUGCGCUUACUAUUUUGAAUUGUUGAUUGUUAGCGAUCAUAUAUAUUUCACACUAAAUGGGAUGCGGUGUGACACGACGAAUAAAUUAUAAUAUAAAUUAUAUAUUUUAUUAACUUAUAUAUAUGCACAUAUGCGUAGAAAUUAAAAAUAAUAUGAAGAGGCUUUAACGAGAAGGGCAGCAUCAAAUUACAUCUCAAAGAAUUUUUGUGCCAUAUUUGUGUGCCAUAUUUGUGUUGAAUUUAUAAUUUGCUAAUCAGGAAUUUUUCUAAAGAUUUCAACAUAAGAAUGGUUAUUUUAGACUACAUUUAUUUAAAAAUGAGUGCAAUUAUGAGGGAAACAUCUGUAAUGCUGCGACACUAGGUUAGAUGAAUCUAAUUCUUUAAAUAAAAGUAUUUGCCAAAUAUCUUUAAUAAAGGAAAAAAAAGAUAUUAACAGAUAUA
Molecule: messenger RNA, 2565 nt
Organism: Linepithema humile (Argentine ant)
Lineage: Eukaryota; Metazoa; Arthropoda; Insecta; Hymenoptera; Formicidae
Cellular component (GO): plasma membrane
Source: RefSeq, a predicted model, not a curated record